CUGAGAUCCAAACAGACAUAGUGAGAGAAGAGCAGAGACACUCGAACAUCCAAAUACACUCAUCUCCGCAUCUGUGCUCCCAUGCAGAAAAGACCCCAGGGGACACGACGCCAGCUGAGCCUCAAAAACAAGCAGAGACUGUGCUGAUACCAUGGAUACCAUGGAGACAGAGCUGUAUAUUCCACCAGAUUCGCCGAGAGCCUCCAUGCCUGAUGAGUUGUGUCAUCCUUAUUCCAACUUCUCAAAUUGGAAGUUUAAGCUCUUUCGAGUCCGUUCUUUGGAGAAGGCCCCCUUGCCUAGUAAACCUCCUCUUGAUACAGAGGCUGAGAUGAAGGUGGUUGAACAGGGGGACAGCCUGAGUGUUUCUGGCAGCAUUAUGAAGCUCUGUCUGGGGGGCAAAAAUAAGGAGAAUGUGGAGGGUGCUGGCAGACAAGUGGAUCUCAAACUUCAGGAGAUUGACACACACAUGAACCAUCUCAGGUCUUUAUGUCGCUUAUGUGGCAUACUUCUGAGAAAAGUAAAGGGCCCAGAGCAUGAAGUCCAGGGAGACCUGGAUCAAUCCAGCCGAUAUGCAUUGCGCAAGAUGGGUUGCAAGGCUUCUAGAUGGCCUGAUGUCAUCCUAAAGGUAUUUAAAGUAGAUGUGAGUGGAGACAUGGAAUCCAUUCACCCUUCCAUGUUCUGUCAUCGUUGCUGGACCGUGGCCAUGAGAGGAGGAGGGAUAUGUAGUUUCUCAAGGACCAGGGUCCCUAUAUGGAAGCCCCACAACUCACACUGUCUGCACUGCUACCCCAAGAGACGCACACUUCAGAGAAGAGGAAGGAAGAGAGGCAAACCACUAUACAGUCUUCCCAAAAGGGCAAAGAAAGAAACAUCUACAGGGGGCAAUAGAGUGUGGAGACAGAGUGCAGAAAACCCACCAGCAAUGGGUUUAAGAGGUUGGGUGAAGCCAGCCACUCAGAAAAGCCUAUGGGUAAAGAAUAUAACUCACUGUCAGAAGGACCACCUAACCUCCAACCUACUCCCUGGUGAUUUCCCAAAAGACUUUGUGAGUGCUAUUGUGUGCCAAGUAUGUGAUCAUUUAUUGUCUGACCCAGUCCAGUCCCCAUGCCAGCACCUCUUCUGCCGCACCUGCAUCCAAAAGUACAGCCAUGUCAUGGGUCCCCGGUGUCCAGCCUGUGGCCUGCUAUUUAACCCAUGUGAACUAAACAGCCCUGCCAAAACCUUUCUGUCUAUUCUCCACUCUCUUCCUCUGCUUUGCCCAAGAGAAGGCUGUGGGGAGUUGGUAAGAUUAGAUUCAUUUGCAGACCACUGUUUAAACCACUGUUUUGAGACAGAUGGCAUGAAGGAGCAGAAUUUUCUUGAGCAGAAUGUGGACGGCUACUUACCUGUGAACAAAGGUGGGCGCCCUCGCCAGCACCUGCUCUCACUGACAAGAAGGGCGCAGAAGCACAGACUGAGAGAGCUGAAGAAUCAGGUGAAGGCGUUUGCUGAUAAAGAGGAAGGUGGAGAUGUGAAGUCUGUGUGUUUGACACUGUUCCUGCUUGCACUGAGGGCAGGAAAUGAACACAAACAGGCUGAUGAACUGGAGGCCAUGAUGCAAGGCAGGGGUCUUGGCCUGCAUCCAGCUGUAUGCCUGGCCAUACGGGUCAAUACCUUCCUCAGUUGUAGUCAGUACCACAAAAUGUACCGAACUGUCAAAGCUACAAGUGGACGCCAGAUCUUCCAGCCUUUGCACACACUCCGUAAUGCUGAAAAGGAGCUUCUUCCUGGCUUCCAUCUUUUUGAGUGGCAACCAGCUCUCAAAAAUGUCUCCAACUCUUGCAAUGUAGGGAUCAUUGAUGGACUUUCUGGGUGGACAGUCUCUGUUGAUGAUGUACCUGCAGACACCAUUACUAGAAGAUUCCGCUAUGAUGUGGCACUAGUAUCAGCUUUAAAGGACUUGGAGGAAGAUAUCAUGGAGGGACUUAGGGAAAGAGGAUUGGAUGACAGCACCUGUACCUCAGGUUUUACUGUAGUGAUUAAGGAGUCAUGUGAUGGCAUGGGAGAUGUAAGUGAGAAGCAUGGUGGAGGGCCAGCUGUUCCAGAGAAGGCAGUGAGGUUUUCUUUUACAGUGAUGUCCAUCACUAUUCAAGCUGAAGGUGAAAAGGAAGCAGUCACUAUCUUCCAGGAGCAAAAACCCAACUCUGAGCUUUCCUGUAGGCCCCUGUGUCUCAUGUUCGUGGAUGAGUCUGAUCAUGAGAUGCUGACGGCUGUCUUGGGACCUGUGGUGGCAGAGCGUAAAGCUAUGAAGGAGAGUCGUCUUAUUCUCUCUAUAGGUGGGCUCCAACGUUCCUUCCGUUUUUAUUUUCGGAGCACAGGCUAUGAUGAAAAGAUGGUGAGAGACAUGGAAGGUUUGGAGGCUUCGGGCUCCACUUACAUCUGUACGCUAUGUGACUCCACACGAGGUGAAGCCUCUCAGAACAUGGUGCUCCACUCCAUUACUAGAAGCCAUGAUGAAAAUCUUGAGCGCUAUGAGAUAUGGAGAACUAAUCCUUUUUCAGAGUCUGCAGAUGAGCUGAGAGAUCGAGUUAAAGGAGUCUCAGCCAAGCCUUUCAUGGAGACCCAGCCCACCUUAGAUGCCUUGCACUGUGACAUUGGCAAUGCUACCGAAUUCUAUAAGAUAUUUCAGGAUGAGAUUGGUGAAUUGUACUUGAAAAGCAACCCAGCUCGAGAAGAACGCAGACGCUGGCGGUCAGCACUUGACAAGCAGCUGAGAAUGAAGAUGAAGCUAAAACCAGUGAUGAGAAUGAACGGAAACUAUGCCCGACGACUUAUGACAACUGAGGCUGUUGAGGCGGUGUGUGAAUUGAUUCCUUCAGAGGAGCGCCGUGAAGCUCUGAAAGAACUAAUGGCAUUGUACCUCCAGAUGAAACCUGUAUGGCGUUCUACCUGUCCAGCUCGAGAUUGUCCUGAUCAGCUUUGCCGCUAUAGCUUCAACUCACAACGUUUUGCAGAUCUCCUCUCCACCACAUUCAAGUAUCGCUAUGAUGGCAAGAUUACUAACUAUUUACACAAGACUUUAGCUCAUGUACCAGAAAUUGUUGAGCGGGAUGGGUCAAUUGGUGCUUGGGCCAGCGAAGGAAAUGAAUCUGGCAACAAACUUUUCCGCCGCUUCCGUAAAAUGAAUGCUAGGCAGUCCAAGACAUUUGAGUUAGAAGACAUUUUAAAGCAUCACUGGUUGUACACUUCCAAGUAUCUGCAAAAAUUCAUGGAGGCUCAUAGGAAUUCAGCAAAAGCAAUGCAGGCCACCAUCAACCCAGAGGAAUGCCCAGAUGACUUUGAUAUAUCUCUUGACGUGACAGAUUUUUAAAAAUAUGAAAUUUAAGUACAUUUACUUGAAUAUACUUGGACAUUUUAUUGCUUUACUUUUUAUGAUUACACCCUUGAUAUGACUCUUUUUUCACAUAACUGCUUUUUUCUUUAGAUAUGCAUCACCACCAUAUUGAAUUAGUUUAUUGUUAACCUUUUUAUGUUCUAUAUAUCUGUCUGCAGCUUUGACUUUAUGACAUAGAUAAGAUUGGGAGGGAAUGGCUAUAUAUUUUUUUGUCUCAGUCUCAGCUGCAGACAAGCAUUUUUUCAUUCAUUGCUGCUGGUGAAAUAUGGGAGAAUUUAUUGUAUUGCCAGGUUAUGACACAUUCAUGAAUUUAUACAGAAGGAUUAUUUAUGGAAUCAAAUGGAAGCACAGUAAGUCACAGAGGGGGGAUUGCUUUAAAAGAGACCACUUUUACGAUCUCUGUAUUAAUUUAUCACAGACAAGGGCAGAGACAAAAUGGAAUUAGGGAAACUCAAAUUGCCUCAGUUUCAGAAGAGAUAAUAAAAGACAACACUGCUGCUGAACACCAGGGACUUUGUGGGAAAUAGCUUCAGGGCCACACGUUUGCACAUCCGCCUCCCACCCCCCCUAAAAAAAAACACUUUCAUCCUACCUUUAUUUUCACGUUUCAAGGCUUUGCACAACAUCUAACACUUCACAUUUGUUUUAUUAAUUUUGCACCAAACGAUACACCUCAGUAUUUUAAAACAUUACACAGUCAGCGUAGCCAUAAUGCUAUAUUACUUUUUGUAUAAAUGUGUUAAUGUUUAUUAUAACUGUUUUAACUGUUGUGUUAACUGGGCAGGAUGGACUGUGCUUUAAUUGAUUGAUUAGUUAAUUUACUUUAUGUACUGUUUAUAGUUGAUUGAUUUAUUGACUAAGUUGUUAUAUUUCCUUAAAACGUGUGGUUUUACUUUAAUAGAUUACUUGAUUAAUACAUUGAUUACAUUGUUAUGUCUUUGAUUGAUUGCUUGAUUGAUUGCUUGACUUGAUACAUUAAUACCCAUCAUGCUGUAACAAUUAUAAUAUGUCAGUAGAAACCAAAAGCAAAUAGGUGUUCUCUUUUUAUUGUUUAUUUUUUUUUGGUAUCCUAUUGACAUUUUACAUUGUUUGUACUUUUGGGAAUAUGUGUCAUUGAAGGCUAAAGCCCUCAAAGGAUACAGAAACCUUCUACCUCCACAGAUACAAUGUUGCUAAGUCCAUAACUGUUGUACCUGCAUUUGUGCCUUUGUAAAAUUUUACCAAUUUCAUUUUACUUUAAAUAGA
Clarias gariepinus (North African catfish) is the source of this 4618-nucleotide messenger RNA. It is a transcript of the gene rag1, whose product is annotated as recombination activating 1. Gene Ontology annotation, biological process: pre-B cell allelic exclusion; adaptive immune response; V(D)J recombination. The record is from RefSeq and is a predicted model, not a curated record. Gene Ontology annotation, cellular component: nucleus; endodeoxyribonuclease complex; DNA recombinase complex. The coding region runs from base 152 to 3349 and encodes 1065 amino acids. NCBI's taxonomy places the organism in Eukaryota, Metazoa, Chordata, Actinopteri, Siluriformes, Clariidae. The transcript is spliced from 4 exons. Gene Ontology annotation, molecular function: double-stranded DNA endonuclease activity; sequence-specific DNA binding; ubiquitin protein ligase activity.